ACAUACACCCAUUACCAGCGUGUAUAAGCGGCAGUAGCUUGUGUUAAGAAGGGAUAAACAGAGAAGGCGAUGGAAAGCGCCACACCGAAAGGAAAGGGAUCACAGUCGUUGGAUUCAAAUCCAAUGCCUGGGGCUUCAAAGUACUUAGCCAAUCUCCCAUCUCGCGGCCUCUUCUCUUCCACCGUACUAUCCUCCAAUCCGGUAAAAGAGGAAGAUUCAGCUAUGAUGGGCAGUCCUAUCGGAGGAAUGCGAGUAUAUAUUUGCGAUCAUGAUACAUCACCCCCAGAGGAGCAGUUAAUAAAGACGAACCAAACAAACAUAUUAAUUAGAUCUCUCACACUAAAGAAACAGAAGACUGAUUGCAGUCCGAAGGAUGUAAAGGCUAAAUACACAGCAGAGGGCACAAAAGGCAAGAGAUCUGCUGAAAGAACUGCAGAUGGAAGGGUUUCUGCUAAAAGAGCCAACAUGACCAAUGCUUCUGGUCUUCCUCGAGAGGGAUCGAGCAUCAGCCCAUCUGAGUUCCAAUGUCUGACUGUUGAAAGGCUACGUUCUCUCCUAAAGGAGCGAGGUCUGCCGACAAAAGGAAAGAAGGAUGAACUGAUCACACGCUUGAAAGAUGAUCGUGAGUUGUUGAUACGCUCAAGAAAUGAUCGGGAGGAUGGUGAAGAUGACCACAACACCUAACCACUUGAUGUUUCUUGUGUGUAUGUCCAUGCCCCUCCUUUUGAUCUAAUUUAGGAAAUGAAGAAAACUGAUAGCGUAAUUUAAGUUGGAAAAUCAGUGUUAGGUAACUGUUUGUGGACACUUGACUUACCAUGCAGAUGUAUUUUUUUGUGUUUGUAUGUAUGGCAUAUUUGUAAUGGAAGAGGCAUCGUUGUCA
Magnolia sinica is the source of this 880-nucleotide messenger RNA. RefSeq lists its product as uncharacterized. Lineage: Eukaryota; Viridiplantae; Streptophyta; Magnoliopsida; Magnoliales; Magnoliaceae. Gene Ontology annotation, cellular component: Cul4-RING E3 ubiquitin ligase complex. The transcript has 7 exons. Gene Ontology annotation, biological process: positive regulation of proteasomal ubiquitin-dependent protein catabolic process. The coding region runs from base 70 to 684 and encodes 204 amino acids. The record is from RefSeq and is a predicted model, not a curated record.